AUGGGCAAGAUCACCAAGUUCGGCGACGAGGGCGAGGAGGUUACCAUGAAGGAGACCCCGACUUCUCACCAGCCGGAGGCUCAGGAUGAUGUCUCUAUGGCCGAUGCGGGCGAGGAAGGAGAGGAGGGAGAUGAGGAGUAUGAGGAGGGAGAGGGUACUAAAGUUAGACUUCUUCCUGGCUCUACGCCCACGGCCGCUUCUUUCGAGUUCCUUGAUGAGAACCAUACCCUUGGCAACGCGCUCAGAUACGUCAUCAUGAAGAACCCUGAUGUCGAAUUCUGCGCCUACGCCAUUCCUCAUCCCUCCGAAGCCAAAAUGAACGUCAGAAUCCAGACCUAUGAGGGAACAACUGCUGUCGAGGCACUCCGCAAGGGUCUGCGUGACAUUCAGGAUCUUUGCGACGUCGUAUCGGAUAAGUUCCUUGAGGCGCGCAAGGACUUCACUGAUAAGAAGGCCGCUGCGUCUGCCUAA
Messenger RNA from Neurospora hispaniola, 471 nucleotides. RefSeq names its product DNA-directed RNA polymerase. Gene Ontology annotation, biological process: DNA-templated transcription. Gene Ontology annotation, cellular component: RNA polymerase III complex; RNA polymerase I complex. Gene Ontology annotation, molecular function: protein dimerization activity; DNA binding. Lineage: Eukaryota; Fungi; Ascomycota; Sordariomycetes; Sordariales; Sordariaceae. The transcript is spliced from 4 exons. The record is from RefSeq and is a predicted model, not a curated record. The coding region runs from base 1 to 471 and encodes 156 amino acids.